Molecule: messenger RNA, 543 nt
Organism: Cordyceps militaris CM01
Lineage: Eukaryota; Fungi; Ascomycota; Sordariomycetes; Hypocreales; Cordycipitaceae
Product: extracellular SCP domain protein Pry1, putative
Exons: 2
Coding region: 1-543 (180 amino acids)
Cellular component (GO): extracellular region
Source: RefSeq, a predicted model, not a curated record
AUGUUUGCCAAAACCAUCACGAAGCGCGCCAUUCAGGCUCUAGUCUUGGUUGGCGCGGCCUCAACCGCGCCCCUAGUGUCACGCGACCGCGACGACUUCAACGAGAAAAUGCUCGAGGUGACCAAUUGGUACCGCGCGCAGCAUGGUGCCAAUCCUGUAUCGUGGGACGAUGGUCUGGCCGACUAUGCGACUAACUAUGCUAAGACAUGCCCCAUGGGUCACUCGGACACCCCUUAUGGUGAGAGCGUGGUCGUUGGCGACAAAUGGACCUCCUCGGGCUGCUGGGCCAACGUUUUUGGCCACGAGCGAAUUUACUUCGACUUUGACAAUGGCGGCCCUGCGUCGAACACUGGUCACUUUACGCAGCUCGUCUGGAAAGACACGACCAGAAUGGGCUGCGGUUGGGCCCAGUGCAGCGACGGCUUUCACGUCGUCUGCGAGUACCUCAACGUUGGCAACGUUUCCGGCGACAACAACCGCUACUACCGCGAGAAUGUUGGUCGUCAAGUGUCGGGCAAUGCCAACGACGAGUACCUGGGAUGA